Messenger RNA from Vigna umbellata (rice bean), 1416 nucleotides. NCBI's taxonomy places the organism in Eukaryota, Viridiplantae, Streptophyta, Magnoliopsida, Fabales, Fabaceae. The record is from RefSeq and is a predicted model, not a curated record.
AUGGCAGUGUCUAGCAAAUAUUUGUUGAAAGUACUAAGGCUAGAGAAAGACAUACGAAUCAAUUAUUCUGCAACAAGAUUUUGCAAACUUAUAUGUGUUACACUAUUUGCAGCACACUUCGCAGGCUGCAUGUUUUUUUGGUUGGCUGUCCAGCACAAGACACCGAAACACACAUGGAUCGGGAACAAAACACAGGAUUUUCAUGAAUUGGGCGUCGGGUUGGGUUACACUUAUUCUGUGUACUGGUCUGUUUCAACCCUUACCACCGUUGGAUAUGGAGAUUUUUAUGCAGUAAAUUUAACGGAGAUGCUUUUCUCCAUUUUUUACAUGCUCUUUAACAUCGGCCUCGGAGCAUAUAUUAUUGGAAACAUGACAACUCUGUUGGUUCAUAGCUCUGUCGGAACCUUUGCCGUGGCUUCACAGAGGGAUGUCUUCAACAAAAUAUUACAGUAUGCAAACAAAAAUAGACUCCCGGGACGAUUAAAGGAGCAAAUAUUGGCACACAUGCAAUUGAAAUUUAAGACUGCAGAGUUACAGCAAGAAGUGUUACAAGACCUACCUAAAACUAUAAGAUCCAGUAUUGCUCAGCAUCUUUUCAAAAACAUUGUUGAAACAGCAUAUUUAUUCAAAGGAGUUUCUGAUUAUUUUAUCACUCAGCUGGUCUCAGAAACAAAGGCAGAAUACUACCCAUCUAAGGUUGACAUUAUCUUGCAAAAUGAGAUGCCAAAAUAUUUCUACAUCUUGUUAUCUGGGUCACUGGAUGUGUUGAUAUACAAUACUGGGUCUGAACAGUUUUUAUUCGAACUUGAAUCUGGAGACAUGGCAGGAGAAAUAGGUGUGAUGUUUAAUAUUCCACAACCUUUUACAGUAAGAAGUAGAGGGCUGUCCCAGGUCAUACGAAUCAAUCAUCAUCACUUCAAGCAGAUGAUGCAACCAUUCAGUGACGAUGGGAAGGCAAUCAUGUACAACUUUAUUCAGCAUUUGAAGGGUCUCAAAAGCAAGGUGCUAGAAGAAAUAUCGUAUGUGACAGAAUUGCUGGGUUACCUUGAGCAUCUGAGACAAAAUGAGGGUACACUUCAUGAAGUUUCAAGAUAUCAAGAUCCAUAUAAAGAAGGAAAAACAGGAAAUUCCAAACCACUGAGAAGCCCAGUCCCCGUUAGAGUUACAAUCCACGGACACCAUCCCAAUGAAAACAAAACGGGAAAUGGAUCAACGCCAAAGCUCAUACUUCUCCCAAAUUCGAUAGAAGAUAUUUUCAGACUUGCAGAGAGAAAAUUCGGAAAAAGAGGAAGCAAAAUUCUCAUGGCUGACGGCACAGAAGUAGAACAAUUAAACGCGAUAAGGGAGACUGAUGAGUUGUAUAUCCUCUAAUGAUCAAACUAAACAGAGAUUAACAAUGUGCUCUGGUCAUUUCGG